Molecule: messenger RNA, 4232 nt
Organism: Formica exsecta
Lineage: Eukaryota; Metazoa; Arthropoda; Insecta; Hymenoptera; Formicidae
Gene: Hey
Product: hairy/enhancer-of-split related with YRPW motif protein-like
Exons: 4
Coding region: 1444-2655 (403 amino acids)
Biological process (GO): regulation of transcription by RNA polymerase II; regulation of neurogenesis; anterior/posterior pattern specification
Cellular component (GO): nucleus
Molecular function (GO): protein dimerization activity; RNA polymerase II cis-regulatory region sequence-specific DNA binding; DNA-binding transcription factor activity, RNA polymerase II-specific
Source: RefSeq, a predicted model, not a curated record
UAUUUUGUUUACAGAAUGCAAAUAAUAGAUUUAGACGAUAGAAGAAAACGCACGCGCGGAUAUUGACGAACAUCGAUAUUGGAACACCGUGUCGUCUGUUUCCUCGAAGUAACGCAGAUAUGCACUUCGUGGCACAUGUGUGUAUAUACGUAUAUGCAAACGCCUCGAUUUGCGCCACGUGUCCACGUGCAGAAGUCGCGUGCGGACCGGAAGCCGGAUACUUUGGCCCUACUCACGGUUCGUAAUACAGAACGAUAUAUAAUCGAUACAUCAAGAAUGAACAGCAAGGAUUCACACGGGACUGGAAAAGAGCAGUUUCCGGCUCCUUUCUUCUCGCAUAUCCGCUUGGCCUGAACGACGAGAAGAUCGCUUCCUCCACCUCUCAGUCUCCUUGACCAAGUGCAACGCAGAAUCCGGCCGGCGGUCGCACAAUCAAGGACCCACGCUCGCACGCACGCACGCACGCUCUCGCACACGAGUCGCCGCGAACGUUCCCACGAAAGUCGCCCCUCCCGAUUUUCGUUCCCCCUUCGACGAUGAUGUGCGUACUCUCGCUCCCUCCCAUGCGCCGGGGUUUUGCUCUUUACCUCGACGAGCCGCACGGGGCCCCUCCGGUGCCCCACUCUCAUCCCGAGGGCGCACACCUCCGAUCAUCCCCACCAGGAUCGCGGGAUACACCACGCGGUCGUGUGUCGUCCCUGCGUCCUCCCGCACACGACAUACGUCCGCCGCCACGCGACCAGUGCACACGCACAUCCUGCAGCAACUGCAGCAGCCGAGAGUGCGUCCAGCGCGCGACUUCUUCUUCCACGCAUGCACGUACGCACGCGACCGCGAGCGACGUCGCGGGUAGCCGCAGCACGUGAGCGCUGAUAAACUCCACCGUCGUCGCGAGACAAGUGCCAGGACCGAUUGCUCCUUUCGCGGUCACCGUUCCAGCCCUGACCUUCCUCAAGAUCUCGCGAAACGUUCGUCGACACUCAACGUAGAAACGUUGCAACAAUUUUCGAAAUUCACGAAGAAAUUAUCUUGAGAAUUCGGCGACAACAAUACGGCAAUCUUCUCCAGGAUUCGCAAGUUUAGUGGAAAUUAGAUCCUUAAAGAAAUUAUCUCAUCAGCAGCAAAGGCCCUUCGAUCUUCUUCAGAUUUUCCGGAAGAGAUUCUGCAAAUAUUCGAAUUCAUCUUUCAAACAUAGACGUUGAAAGCUAUGUGAUCUUUUAUUGUGUUUGACAUUUUAUCUCGAUUAAUACUGCAGAUUUAUUCAUAUAUAAACAGUGACUGUGUAUAAAUCAUUCUCGUCAAUCGCUAUGGCAUCUCAUAUCGUUGUGGAAUCGGUAUCUCGCAGCAUCCGGCGGUAGCGCGAUCGAUUUGAAUAUUUCUUCGAUUCGCAAGAAGUUUGCGCCGUCCGAUAGAUCCUCCUCCGUUCUCCUCUGACAGCGUAACAUGUGGCGAGUGGUGGUCGCGCGUUCCGACGACAACAGCACCCUGUUGUCCUCCGAGAUUACUUCCGGCGCAGUCGCGCCCGGUCACCUGUCAACGCUACCGGCGCCGCCGUCGGGUCAUCAUUGGGGUUAUCCGCCGCCGCCGCAUCAUCCACCUUAUCAGCCGCCGCAACAUCCGGAUAUGCGUCAUCAUCAUGAUAUGCGGCCGCCCGGGCCUCACGAGUUGCGACACGCUGCCACGAUACCAGGCGACCUGAGGAACCAGGAGCUACGGCACGAGAUGCAGCGGCCGGAUCUUCGACAUCCGGAGAUACAGAGGCAUCAGGAAUUAUCCAGACACGACAUUGUCAGGCAUCAGGACGUCCGACAUCAGGAUAUGUCAAGCAUGCGAUCGGAUAUGACGGAGAUGCGAUCUAAUCACGAGUUUUUGGAAUUAAAAAUUGAUACGGAGUUAAGAAGUCAAGACACUAGUCAACAGCAACAGCAGCAGCAGCAACAACAGCAACCGCAACAAAAUCAAGGACAUCAACAAAGAAAUCUGAAGAGGACCAUGAGCGAUUCCGAUUGCGACGACGUGUUUUCGGAGGAGAGCGGCAAGGAACCAUGCAACUCGCCCGGAGGAGACUCCUGUCAGCACGCGUCGCGGAAACGCAGGAGGGGGAUGAUCGAGAAAAAGCGUCGCGACAGGAUCAACGCGUCCCUCGGCGAGCUGAGGAGAUUGGUACCGGCAGCCGCCAGGGAUCCUCACAGCGGAAAGCUGGAGAAAGCGGAGAUCCUGCAGCUCACUGUCGAGCAUUUGCGCACGCUUCGCAAUAAGGGACCGGAGGGCUAUGACAGCACGAAGCUAGCUAUGGAUUAUCACGCGGUAGGCUGGGGAGAGUGUGCCGCCGAAGUGGGCCGAUACCUGGUGACUAUGGAGGGUCUGGAUGAGAGAGAUCCGCUUCGGCUACGGCUACUGUCGCAUCUGCAGAGCUUCCACCGGGAACAUCCGCCGUCAGCCGUGCCCUCGGCAGUGCCCGCUGCGUCUACGACGUUGACGUCUACCUCGACUGCCAGCAGCUACGAGCCGCCAAGCACGGUCUCCGCCGGGAUGCCGCCCGGUCCGGGGACCAUGCCGCCGCUUCUAGGCGGCUGGAGCCAAUACCCGGGUCAGUAUCCCCAGCAACAGCACGGGAAACCCUAUCGACCCUGGGGCGCGGAACUGGCAUACUGACCUUGAACCCCCGAUGCGCAAUCGACGGCCAUGGUCGCGGUCGUUUGGUGCAAGAGCCAACAACAAGAACAUUCUAAUGCGAGAUUGUAGAAUUCACUUUCCCUUUGCAGAAUUUGAUGUAUAAGAACGAUAUAAUGCAUAAGUGCGUAACUGGAUUUUAUGUUACAAAUAUUUUCGUAAAUAUUUUACGAAACAAAUCAAUGUGAAGGGCAAAUUUCGUGUAUAUACGUAUUAUAUAUUUUUUGUACAAUAUUUUAAUACUUUAUUAUUAACAUAUCUCAGGAAUGUUCAACGACCAAAACUGUAUAUCAGUGCAUUUUCAAUGAGUGAGACAAUGAUAGUCAUGUGUGAAUACCUAACUUAAAAAGAUAUUUAUUAAUAGAAAAAAUUUGUAUAUAGAUUGUACAUACAUACGCUUAAAUGUAAAUAAUAAGACGUAUUCGUAAUUUUAUCUCGUAAUCGACUACCGGUUUGCGUAUCGACUUAGUAUAUUUGCUUCAUUGACGCUUUCGAGUGAUAAGCGAUUGCGUGAGCGUGUAAAGUCCAGCGUGAAUAAAAAAAGAAAAAGAAGCGAAGGGGAGAGAGAGAAACAGUUGUCAUACGCAUGCCGGAACGUGCCAUUUACGCAUUUUAAUGUUUACGUGUGAGAGAGGUCCAAGUAUUUUUGCAAUACGAUUUUGUAAUAAAGCGAUAACACUCGAAGAUACAAAUAGAAUCUCAUCGCAUGUGAUUCCUCUCCUUUGUACUUUCCCCCAAGAGAGUCCAAUCGAUAUUACAUUUUCGAGAUAUACAGCCAUUAAUCGGCAUUCACGCGAAACUGAAGCGGAUCAGAUAAGAAUGUCCUACAUUCUCGUCGGAUAACUGACACUGAGGUAGUUCCUGGGAACGUAUAUAAUAUAAAUCGAGACUCGUAAAUACAAUCUGAUCGAUCAUUUACGAAUUUAGAUACCUGACAUAUCAAAACAUUAUCAAUGUUUACACGACCCUAUGGCGCGCAACUGUACGUACCUGUUAUGAAACUAUUUACGGUCGGAAAUACUCUUUUUUUUUCAAUGAGAUCGGUCACUGUCGCUUAUUAUGCGACAAAAUAAACACGGAUUCUUCUGGAAAGAAAUUUAAGUUUAGUAGAGCAUUGAUUUUUGGUAUUUAAAUAGACUCUUGUUAAAAAUUGUAUUCUCUGUGGGUGCUUCCGAGACAUUUAACAAUCUUUAAGAGAAAUUCAUCAUUUUUAUUUCUAAUUAUAUUUUAAAAAAAGAACUUUUUUCUCGCUCAAAGUUUUUUUCAGCUAUAAUAGCUACCAGAAAAUAAUCCUACGUUGCAGAUAUUUGUCGAUAGUGAAACGUUGACAGUCAAAUCAUCUCAUUGUACACUGCGUCUUUUGUGCAAAUUUUACGCACCCGAAGGCUUUCAAGAGAGAACCGACGCAAAUUUGCGGACGAAAGAAUUUACAGCAUUCGGGGAGGAGGACGCGCAUCGUUUUUCUUCCUUUCUCAUGCAAAAUUCCCUUCGCAGACGCGGAAUAUUCCCGACUACGAAGAACAAUGAGACUUACGACCCUCCCGCUCGCGUUAUGUCCG